Messenger RNA from Arthroderma uncinatum, 4116 nucleotides. Its product is annotated as transcriptional repressor Sin3p. Bases 1 to 4116 code for a protein of 1371 amino acids. NCBI's taxonomy places the organism in Eukaryota, Fungi, Ascomycota, Eurotiomycetes, Onygenales, Arthrodermataceae. Gene Ontology annotation, biological process: negative regulation of transcription by RNA polymerase II. The transcript is spliced from 7 exons. The record is from RefSeq and is a predicted model, not a curated record. Gene Ontology annotation, molecular function: transcription corepressor activity. Gene Ontology annotation, cellular component: Sin3-type complex; chromatin.
AUGCAGGCUUCAAACCCGCCUGCCAGCCUGUUUGGAAGCUCGAUGCAGCACAGCGAUGGGCCACCCCGCCAGUUCCUCCAGCCCUCGCAGCCCGUUCUCGCUUUUAACUCUGGGCCCUCGCAGGUUCCAGGGAGUGUUGCGGCUUUGGCACAGGGUCAGCAGCCGAUAUUAAAUGAUGCGCUCAGCUACCUGGACCAAGUCAAGGUCCGUUUCGUUGAGCAGCCAGAAGUAUACAACAGAUUCCUCGAUAUCAUGAAAGACUUUAAAAGUCAAGCAAUUGAUACUCCUGGUGUCAUUCAACGGGUUUCGACCCUGUUCAAUGGCCAUCCUGCUCUGAUUCAGGGAUUCAACACCUUCCUACCACCUGGCUAUCGCAUCGAAUGCGGAACGGACGACAACCCAGACGCCAUUCGCGUCACCACCCCGUCGGGGACAAAUACUAUCUCCAUGCAAGCUGGCCCUCGACCGGCAUUAGGCGCGCCUGAAGGCGCUGGCCCUACAGCUGCCUCUAUUCCAGCUUCGCGCCCAGAACACAAUCCAUCACAGGACACACAGUAUGACUACCAGGGCCAACAUGAUCAGCAAACCUCCAACGAUGCGGCGGCAAUGGUUCACCAGCAGGAACAGAGAGGUGUCUCACAAUUGCAAAAUGCUGUUUCUGUUGCCACUGCCGCCGGUCGACAGGCAAUGAUGCAGCUUCCACAGAGCACCCAUACACCUGGUCCGUCACAGCCUAUGAACUCUCUUGCCGGUGGUAUUGGAUCUUCGGGCGUGAUGCCAGGUCAAGUCGAUGCCACCAAACGUGGACCCGUCGAAUUCAACCAUGCCAUCAGCUAUGUUAAUAAAAUUAAGAACCGCUUCUCCGAUUCACCCGAGAUAUACAAACAAUUCCUUGAAAUACUACAGACAUACCAGCGCGAAUCUAAGCCCAUCCAAGACGUCUAUACUCAGGUCACCCACCUCUUUGGGGCCGCGCCUGAUCUUCUUGAAGACUUCAAACAAUUCCUACCAGAAUCCGCAGCCCAGGCAAAGGCUCAAGCUGCCACUUCUAACCGUCAGUCGCAGGACGAGGUUCCUAUACUCAGUAAUGUACGCGGAGAACCAGGGUAUGGCACUUCAGCACUCCCACAGCCUCAAAUGUCGAGGGGCGAUGUCAAGAUGCCGCCGCUAGGGCAGUUUAAUGUGAAGGAUUCAACCAAGGAGAACAAGAAACGCCGUGGUGGGCCGAGUGCCGGCGUCGUUGGGGCCGGAAUGCCCGGCAUGCAACCUGCAAUUGGUGAUAUGAACGGCAACCAGAUGAAUAAGAAUGCCGCCCAGCAGAUGGGCAUGAAUAAGAGAACAAAGUUCAGCCACAAGCCCUCUGCAGCGGAUUCGCAGCCUGCAAUAUCACCAACUCUCGUCCCAGCAUUGCCUGAACCCAUCCCUCCAAGUUUCUCUCUCACGCCUUCGCACGAGGAAUAUGCGUUCUUCGACCGCGUCAAGAAGUUCAUCGGCAACAAGCAAACGUUUGGCGAAUUCCUCAAGCUUUGCAACCUUUAUUCCGCAGACCUUAUCGACCGCAAUGUUCUUGUUAACCGUGCUGCUGGCUUCAUUGGCGCCAAUCAAGAGAUCAUGUCCUGGUUCAAGCGCUUCAUGCACAUCGAGCCCAAGGACGAGCUCAUCGAACCCAAAGCCAAGCCCGAUUCGGGCUCCGUCAACCUCUCCCACUGCCGCGCCUUGGGACCUAGCUAUCGUCUACUACCUAAGCGUGAGCGUCAAAAGGCCUGCAGCGGUCGCGACGAGCUGUGCAAGAGUGUGUUGAAUGACGACUGGGCAUCCCAUCCGACAUGGGCUUCGGAAGAUUCUGGCUUCGUCGCGCAUCGCAAGAACCAGUAUGAAGAUGCACUCCACCGCAUUGAAGAAGACCGCCAUGACUACGAUCACCAUAUCGAAGCUUGCAUUCGUACCAUCCAGCUUCUGGAGCCAUUGGUGCAACAGAUCUCGCUUAUGAGUGACAGUGACCGGGCGUCGUUUAAGUUACCGCCUGGUCUUGGUGGGCAGAGUGAAACCAUCUACAGACGAGUUAUUAAGAAGAUAUAUGAUCGCGAACCUGGCCAGAGGGUGAUUGAGGAGAUGUUUGCUCGGCCGUGUAUCGUGCUUCCCAUUAUACUAGCGAGGUUGAAGCAGAAGUGUGAAGAGUGGAAAGCUACACAGCGCGAGUGGGACAAGGUAUGGCGUGAGCAGAUGCAAAAGGGCUUCUGGAGAAGUUUGGAUCACCAGGCCAUCAUCAUGAAGGGCAAUGACAAGAAAUUGUUCUUGACCAAACAUAUACACCAUGAAAUCCAGACCAAGUUCGAAGAAGGCAGGAAUCAUCGCAGAAGCGGAAUGCAGGUUUCCAACUAUCAACUUGACUUUGCCUUUGAGGACUCCGAAGUUAUUCUCGAUGCCACCCAUCUCUUGCUCUGCUAUCUCGAUCACAGCUCAGCUGGUUUUGGCGCCGAUCCACAGCGUGUCAUGGCCUUCAUCAAAGAUUUCAUUCCCGUUUUCUUCGGCAUAGACCGUGAAGCGUUUAAGAAUUAUUUGUCUGAAGUAUACGAUAGCACAUCCGCAAGCGAGGAUGCUGACGACGAUAGCUCACCAGACGAAGCACCUAUCAGGCCAAAACGCAUCACAAGCGGAAAGAAAUUUGAACUUCUUCGCGAAGUUCUUGAUCGACGUCCCGAUAGAUCUAAUAGGCCCGAACUAGAUCUCAGAGCCGGAUCGGCGGCAGCUAGUCGAGCCACAACACCCAUGUCUAUGAACGGAUCAACACCCGCCCCUCGCUCAGGAGACAGCUUCGAUAUCGCCGAGCUUCGAUGGAUGGACCAUCCUACCCGCGGCAACUUCCAUCAACAACGCGAAUAUCCACUCAACGAGCCGUACAAGAAGAAAGUCCACCAUUUCUACUGCAACCUGACCAUUUACUGCUUCCUGUAUACCUUUGAGAUUCUCUACCGCCGUUUGCUACAUGUGAAACAAUAUGAGAAAGAAGCUCACGAAGCUGUGCGCCGAGCCAUGGCACCCAAGGCUGCUCUCGAGCUGGGCAUGAUUGAUAAAUCGCCUUCAGACCUCCUUUACGACACUGACCCGAAGGCCAAUCUGUACCACCAGAUCGUCCGCAUGUGCGAGGAGGCCAUCACGGGCCAGUUGGAGCUGACACAUCUAGAGGAGACGCUCCGUCGCUUCUAUAUGAAAACUGGAUGGCAACUUUACCAGCUCGAUAGAAUAUUGGGCGGUAUCGCGAAAUAUGCUGGCGGCGUGUUCAACAGUGACGUCAAGGAUAGGACCUCCGAUGUCGUCAACCUGUUUUACAAGGAGAGAGACAAGGAGGAGACAACGCAUAACCAGGAGAUCCAGUACCGCAAACAGGUCGAGCGGUUGAUCAAGGAGGGGGAUAUCUACCGCGUUACCUACGUACCCGCCGCAAAGCAUGUUCUUAUCCAGCUCUUGACACCAGACCAAGGCACCCUGGAAAGCGAUGGCCUCGGCCACGAAGCCCGGUGGUCCUACUACGUCUCAGCCUAUACGAUGCGAGACCCCACCGAAGGAGUCGUCUUCUCAGACAUGCGCAUGCCAUUCCUAAAACGCAACCUACCUUCCAAAAUGGACUCUGACGACGAAUACAAUAACUUCUAUAAACCACUUGUCCACCAUGACGGCCUUGUCAUCCGCAUCUGUGCUAACAGUUACAACAUCCUGUACGAGCCUGGCACCGAGGACUGGUGGUACCGCCGCGAGGCCGUCAAGGAGUCCCAAGCUGCCGAGACUGCGAGGGAGUUUGCCAGUUUGAAGGAGAAACGCAAGGAUCGAUUUAGAGGGAAAUUUGUGAAUAAUCCGACAUGGGCACGUGGACUGAGUAAAGAUGAGGUCGACAGAUCAAACCAGCAAUUCCGAACCUGGGUUGGAGCCGCAACGGAGGACAAUGCCCCUAUUGCUUCCGCUUCUGACGCCGCCGCAGCAGAGUCUAAGCCUGAUGAUAGCGCCAACGCAGCCGACCGCGCUGAAACCGCACCAGCUGAUGAGGUGAAGGGCGAAGCACCGGCGGACGAGGACCAGGAGAUGGGCGGCGUCUCUACUGACCCUGUCGCCGUGGCAUAG